Procambarus clarkii (red swamp crayfish) is the source of this 1275-nucleotide messenger RNA. The record is from RefSeq and is a predicted model, not a curated record. Lineage: Eukaryota; Metazoa; Arthropoda; Malacostraca; Decapoda; Cambaridae.
AUGCCGAUCCCAUCCAUCCACAGAUCCCAAGUACCAGCUAUUGGUACCGGUGAAUACGGAGGUAAUAAUACAGAAGAUUUCAUCAAUCAGUUGUGCAACACUAACAUCGUACAAGGCAAACAGCAGCCAGAAGAUCAGCCCGUGGCAUAUCCAUUCGUGCAUGAGGUUCCAUUCGUAUCCGUACUAGCAACAGCGGUAAACGCACGUCAGGCAGCCAUUAUGGGCAACGUUUACAACCCAGCUUAUGUAACAAACAACUUAUUCCCGCAUGCCAUCCCGCUGACGCCCUGGAAGCAGUUCCUCAACACACUUGUACACAUACUUCAACCCAUCUAUUUUAAUUCAUGGUUGUACUUACCCAUGGUGCAAAAAGAGAUCUCUGCACAGUUCCCGGAGCUGCCGCCGCUGUUAGACCUGGAGAGGAACAUGAGUCUGGCGCUGAUCAACACCCACUUUAGCAUUGGUAUGCCACUCCCUCUCCUGCCGUCACAGGUGGAGGUGGGCGGCAUGCACUGUCGACCCGCCAGUCCUCUGCCUCAGAAUCUGGAGUCAUGGAUCACAGGGGCGGGGUCCGCUGGCGUCAUCUACUUCAGUUUGGGCUCCAUAACGCAAGGCACCGACAUGCCAGUCCAGUACCGCGACCUCUUCGUCCAGGUCUUCCGCAGGCUGCCGCAGCGCGUCAUCUGGAAAUACGAAGGUGUGAUAGAGAACGUUCCUGACAAUGUGAUGAUCACCAAGUGGCUUCCCCAGCAGGAUAUUCUUGCCCACGACAACGUCAAGGUGUUCAUCACGCACUGUGGUCUCUUGGGUCUGCAGGAGGCCGUCUACCAUGCGACUCCCCUCCUCGCCCUCCCUGUGUUCGGAGACCAGCCCAGGAAUGCUCUCAUAGUGAGGGAGUCUCGUCUGGGGCGCUCUCUGGUGUGGGAGGAGAUCACUGUUGACAUCAUUGUCGACGCUCUCAUCGAUAUCAUCAACGACCCCAAGUAUAAAGAAAACGUGAUGAGGAUGUCAGAAGGGAUGAGGGACCGGCCGACGUCGCCCAGGGAGCUGGCAGUGUUCUGGACGGAGUACGUCAUCCGCCACCGUGGGGCGCCCCAGCUGAGGUCCCCGGCGGCACAGCUCUCCUGGGUGGAGUUCCUCAUGCUCGACGUCCUGUUCCUCCUCCUCCUGGCUCUCUUCCUCCUCCUCUUCAUCCUACGUCGCUUCUUCAGGGGCAUCGCUGCUAAACUGUUUUGUAGUGACGGUAACAAGAAGAAAAAUAGUUACCUACGAUGA